UUAAAUAGGGUCCAGGGUCUUAUAUAGGGUCCUUCUCUCUCACCUAAAUUAUCACAAACACAACUUUCCUGGUGCUGGGCUUUUCCACAUCCUGACGGGGGGACACUUCACACCACUGCAUGGUAGAGAUUGAUGCGGGGCUUCCCCUCAGGGAAGAAGUCUCAUCAAUGUCACCAGUCUCUAAGCAGGAAUACUUAACAGGUUUUGUCCUUUGCUGUAACAAGUAUCAGGCAUUAGUGGCCAGUGGCCACAUGAAUUACAUGGACAGAGAUCCCAUCUGGCAAGGCAUCAGUGUAGACAGCAUGUUAGUAGAGAUAGGAGCGUGCCUUUGAACUUAGUCCUGUGAGUGGCUGCUAUCUUGGCCUCACCUGUACCAGGCAGCAUCAAACAUGCAGAUCCUAGGGGAUCUGAUGGGACAGAGGAGAAUGUUUUGGAGUUUUUAACUUUUUCUUAUGGUAACCAGCUCAGAGCUGCUAAAUUCUAGAGUCAGAAGGACUGGGAAGGGAAGGCCCCAGUGAUGUGGAAACUGGUGGAGAGGACAACAAGAGCAGGAGACCAUGGACCUGACUGGACAACUCCCUGUACCCUGAAGCACAGAGAGGAUUGGGACUACCUGGUUGCUGCACAGCACUCAAGAGCCAGGACUCAGUCAGCCCCAUCCGGACCAUCCACACCGGGCAGGUGCGGGGCAGCCUCGUCCACGUGAAGGGCACUGAUGUGGGAGUCCACACCUUCCUGGGAAUUCCCUUUGCCAAGCCACCUCUAGGACCACUGCGCUUUGCCGCCCCUGAGCCCCCUGAACCUUGGAGUGGUGUGAGGGAUGGGACCUCCCACCCAGCCAUGUGCCUGCAAAAUGCAGAUAUAAUGAAUACAGAGGCUCUGAACCUAGGGAGUAUAAACUUGCCUCCUAUCCCCAUGUCAGAGGACUGCCUGUACCUCAACAUCUACUCGCCUACCCAUGCCCGUGAGGGCUCUAACCUGCCUGUGAUGGUAUGGAUCCAUGGUGGUGCCUUGGUGGUGGGCAUGGCUUCCUUGUAUGAUGGUUCUAUUUUGGCGGCCAUUGAAAAUGUAGUAGUAGUCACUAUCCAGUAUCGUCUGGGUGUUCUGGGCUUCUUCAGCACUGGAGACCAGCAUGCCACUGGCAACUGGGGCUAUCUGGACCAAGUGGCUGCCCUUCGCUGGGUCCAACAGAAUAUCGCCUACUUUGGAGGAAACCCUGAUCGUGUCACCAUUUUUGGCGAGUCUGCAGGUGGCACUAGUGUGUCCUCACAUGUAGUGUCUCCAAUGUCCCAAGGACUCUUCCAUGGUGCCAUCAUGGAGAGUGGGGUGGCCCUGCUGCCUGACCUCAUCACCAGUUCAUCUAAAGUUGUCUCCUCAAUGGUGGCCAACCUGUCUGCCUGUGGGCAGGUAGAGUCAGAGGCCCUGGUGAGCUGCCUGCGGGGCAAGAGCGAAGAGGAAAUGCUGGCUAUUACCAAGGCCUUCAAGGUCAUUCCUGGUAUGGUGGAUGGGGCCUUCCUACCCAGGCACCCCCAGGAACUUCUGGCCUCUGCUGAUUUUCAACCUGUUCCGAGCAUCAUUGGUGUCAACAAUGAUGAGUAUGGCUGGGUCAUCCCCAAGCUCUUGGGCACCCCUGAAACCCAGAAAGAAAUAGACAGAGAGACCAUGCGAGCUGUUCUGCAGAGAAUAUCAGCACAGAUGAUGUUGCCUGCCGAAUGUGGUGACCUGUUGAUGGAGGAGUACAUGGGAGACAACAAGGACCCCCACACCCUCCGACCCCAGUUCCAGGAGUUGAUGGGGGACUUCAUGUUUGUGAUCCCUGCACUCCAAGUAGCACAUUAUCAGAGUUCCCAUGCCCCUGUCUACUUCUAUGAGUUCCAGCAUCGGCCCAGCUUCUUCAAGGACAUCAAGCCACCCCAUGUGAAGGCUGACCAUGGUGACGAGAUCGUCUUUGUCUUUGGAUCCUACUUUGGAAGCAUCAGAAUUGAGCUCACUGAGGAGGAGGAGCUGCUGAGCAGGAGGAUGAUGAAGUACUGGGCCAACUUUGCUCGAAAUGGGAACCCUAAUGGAGAGGACCUACCCCACUGGCCGCUGUUUGACCAGGAUGAGCAGUACCUGCAACUGGACAUCCAGCCUACUGUGGGCCGGGCUCUGAAGGCCCACAGGCUGCAGUUCUGGACCAAGACCCUUCCUCAGAAGAUUCAGGAGCUAAAGGAGGCCAAGAACAUGCACACAGAGCUGUAGCUCCCUGUGUCAGGGAAGGGAGGGCUGAGUUAAGUGCAGGUGGGGCCUGCCUGUGCUGCCCACACAUGCCCACCCAGGAGCCAGGGUUGACCCCCUCUUUCAUGUAGCCAUUCAUCCAUCCAUCCAUUCAGCUAUGGAUUCUCUCUUAUUAGACACACUCAGUAAAUCCCAAGGAGGCUGUGGAUGGGUAAGCCCAGUGGAUGCCCACCUUCCUCCACACCCCACUGUGCCUGAGUCACUUUCUCCCGUCCUCCCCUCUCCUUCCCUGCAGCUCCUUCUUUCCUUCCUCCCAGUUCCCACACCCUGCCAUGUUGAGAGAGAUAUUUUAGGAAGUGGUGCUGACCUAGGUUUCACAAACCCUUGCCCACCUCUCAGCAAAUACCGUGUUCUCACAUCUGAGGGAGACCAAGAGAAAACCUGUACAUCAGAAGCCCCAGUGUCUUAGUCCAUCAGGCUGCUGUAACAAAAAUGCAAUAAUCUAGCCAGGCACAGUGGAGCAUACCCAUAAUCCAAGCUACUCAGGAGGCUAAGGGAGUAGGAUUACAUAUUCAGUCCAGACGGGCAACUUGGGGAGACCCCAUCUCAACAUAAAAUAACAAGUUCUGGGAGAGUAGCUCAGUGGUAGAGUACUUGUCAAGCAUGUACUAGGUCCUAGGUUCAAUCACUGAACCACAACCAAAAUAUAAACAAAUAAACACAAUAAAUUGGGUAGCUCAUAAACAAUGGAAAUAUAUUGCUGUCUCUGUUGGAAGCUGACAAGUCCAGAAUCAAGGUGUUGUAGAUUCGUUGUCUAGGAAGGUCUCGCUUUGGUUUCUAGAUGGCACUUUGUCACUGUAUCCUCGCUUGGUAGAAGGGGCAAACAAGCUCUCUGGGGCCUAUUUUAUACAGUUACAAAACCCCCUCCCUUCCCAAUAUUUAUCACUUUCAGAUUGGAUUUCUUUCUUUCUUUUUAAAUCAAAAUCCAAUGAGUAGACUGAUGUUAUUAGUUAUUGCAAUUUGUGUGUGUGUGCGUGUGUGUCUGUGUGUGUGUGUGUGUGUGUGUGUGUGUGUGUGUGUGUGUGGCGUUGGGGAUUGAACCCAGGCUUUGUGCAUGCUAGGCAAGCACUCUACCAACUGAGCUAUAACCCCAGCCCAUGGAGACUACCUUUCAAUUUAUGAAUUUGCAGGACACAAACUUUCAGGCCAAACACUUAAGAGUUCCCACAUCUUAGCCACCUAGGCUACAAACAGAAUCAAAGUUUCUGAGUUCCCUGAGUCCCUGAGCCCUCCUGGAGAUUAAAUGUUAUCUCUCAUUAACAUUUAAUUCUACCCACACACUAUCUAUUUCUGUCCCAAGGAGGUGACUGUCCCCAUACUUGCAAGAAGCAGGAUUGGGAUUUUCUACUGGCUUCUGGAAGUUGGGCCAGCUGGCAUGUCCAGGAGAGCCAGGUGGGGUCCUCUGGGUCCUGUCUCCUGACAUUGGCUCUUGUUCUCUGGCUCUGCACGCUCUGAGUCCCACACUGACAUGGUCAUAACACACUUGGGAAGAUGUUAUCUGUGGGGUGUGUCCUGGAAGAGGCCCUGGGGCUCAGGAGGUCCAGACACAUAGCAGAAGAGAUUCUUGUCCCCUGGCUCCCUGAGGAGCCUCUCCAUCCAGAAUCUUUCAGAAUCCCCCUGCAGCCUCCUGACCAUCCCCCACUCACUAUGGCAUCCAUGUGACUGACUUGCCCUCUCACCUCAUUCUUGUCCCUAACCUUUCUGGCCCCUCCAAUAAAAAUCCU
This is a messenger RNA of Sciurus carolinensis (gray squirrel), 4001 nucleotides long. RefSeq names its product cocaine esterase-like. The record is from RefSeq and is a predicted model, not a curated record. Bases 841 to 2241 code for a protein of 466 amino acids. Gene Ontology annotation, cellular component: intracellular membrane-bounded organelle. Gene Ontology annotation, molecular function: carboxylic ester hydrolase activity. NCBI's taxonomy places the organism in Eukaryota, Metazoa, Chordata, Mammalia, Rodentia, Sciuridae. The transcript is spliced from 12 exons.